Molecule: messenger RNA, 709 nt
Organism: Acyrthosiphon pisum (pea aphid)
Lineage: Eukaryota; Metazoa; Arthropoda; Insecta; Hemiptera; Aphididae
Gene: cp18
Product: cuticular protein 18
Cellular component (GO): extracellular matrix
Source: RefSeq, marked validated
AGUUUCAAACGGAAGAACAAAUAACAAGCCCACAAAACGCAUAUCAAAAAUAAAUACUUAAAAUGGCCGUUAAGAUGAUCAUUUUCGCCGCCUGCGUGGCCACCACACUCGCUCAAUACGCCGCCCCAGCAUACCCAGCACAACACGCUUACGCUCAAGCUGAACACGCGUACGCCCCAACCCCGUACAACUUCGAAUACAGCGUAAACGACCCACACACCUAUGAUGUCAAGAGUCAAUCCGAAUACAGCGACGGAAACGGUUACGUCAAGGGAUCUUACAGCCUUUUGGAAGCCGACGGUUCCACCCGCGUCGUCGAAUACACCGCCGAUGACCACAGUGGUUUCAACGCUGAAGUCAAGAAAAUCGAAGGACACAGCCAAGGUUACAAGGCCCCUUACAGUGCACCUGCUCCAGCUUACAAGCCAGCUUACUCUGCACCAGCAUACUCUGCACCUGCAUACUCAGCGCCAGCCUACCCCGCUCCAGCCUAUAAGCCAGCAUACUAAUUUGCUUAGUCGUGCAUGCCAUUUUCCUUAGUCUUUUUAAAUGUCUUCGUUCAAUUUUCAAUUAUAUAGUGUUCACAUUGAACCUUGGUUGAAAACUUAAAAAUGACCACCAUAUUGUCAUAUUUAUAAUAUGUAAAAUACCUAUGACUAAUGUGUUUAUUGUGUAAAUAUAAGUAAACAAUUUUGUAUUAAUUAUUGCA